GAGAUGUAGGUACUACGAGGUGCUACGCGUGGGCGGAGUGUGUCGUUGGUGUUUGACGUGACUCGCGAACCGUGAAGACUGUAACCAGGUAUCUGAAACCUUCAACCCUAGUUUUGAGCCCAUAGGUGGUGUCACGCUGAGUUCUUUUUUUUAAGGCCCAGAAUCUUGACUUCGGCGUUUGGGACAAGCUAAGUUCCCGUUGUCGAGCCCGUUUUCCCUGAGUCUCGCGAGAUCGGCGAACUGGCCAGAAAGCCGGUAUCUCCUAGGCGUGUGACCCGGCCCUCAGACCCGCCCCGUCCCGGACGUGGAGUCACCCGCUCUGGACCUCGGCAGCCAUGGAUGAGGACCUGGUUUUGGCACUACAGCUUCAGGAGGAGUGGAACUUGCAGGUCUCGGAGCGCGAACCGGCCCAGGAGCCCCUGUCGCUGGUCGACGCGUCCUGGGAGUUGGUGGACCCCACCCCUGACUUACAGGCCCUGUUUGUUCUGUUCAACGACCGUUUCUUCUGGGGCCAACUGGAGGCGGUCGAGGUGAAGUGGAGCGUGCGGAUGACGCUGUGUGCUGGGAUAUGCAGCUAUGAAGGGAGGGGUGGAAUGUGUUCCAUCCGUCUCAGUGAACCCCUUUUAAAGCUGAGACCAAGAAAAGAUCUUGUGGAGACCCUCUUGCAUGAAAUGAUACAUGCCUACUUAUUUGUCACUAAUAAUGAUAAAGAUCGGGAAGGGCAUGGUCCAGAGUUUUGUAAGCAUAUGCAUCGCAUCAAUCGCCUGACAGGAGCCAAUAUAACGGUGUACCAUACUUUCCAUGACGAGGUGGACGAGUACCGUCGGCACUGGUGGCGCUGCAAUGGGCCGUGCCAGAACAGUAAGCCGUAUUUCGGCUAUGUGAAGCGCGCCACCAACAGGGCACCCUCCGCCCAUGACUACUGGUGGGCUGAACACCAGAGAACCUGUGGAGGCACUUUCAUCAAAAUCAAGGAGCCAGAGAACUACUCAAAAAAGGGCAAUGGGAAGACAAAACUGGGAAAGCAGGCAGUAUCAGAAGCAGAGCAUAAAGCUCAUCUGAUAAAGAAUCCGCCUACAAUGCAGAAGACCUGGGUUCUAUCCUUGGGUUGGGAAGAUCCCCUGGAGAAUGGAAAGGCUACCCACUACAGGAUUCUGGCCUGGAGAAUUCCAUGGACUGUACAGUCAAUGGGGGUCACAAAGAGUCGGACAGGACUGAGUGACUUUCACUUUCACAGGAUCCCUGAUGGUAGGAUGGAGUCUAGCUUCUUACCAUGUCUGUGAGUCACCCAAGUUGUUAUUUGCAAACUGUUCAUUCUAGUUGCUAUUUCAUGUAAGCAUAACUGCAACACAGGGGCUUCCCAGGUGGCUCAGUGGUCAAAAAUCAGCCUGCCAAGCAGGAGAUAGCGGUCUGGUCACUGGGAUGGGAAGAUCCCCUGGAGAAGGAAAUGGCAACCUACUCCAGUAUUCUGGCUUGAAGAAUCCCGUGGACGGGGGGAAUGGUGGGUUACAGUCCAUGGGGUCACAAAACAGUUGGACAUGACUUAGUGACUAAACAACACAUCUGCUCAUCGUGUGUCCCCUUCUGCUUUCUAACCCUUUGUGACCAUUUUAUAUGGCACUGUGGUCUGCUUUCCUACUCUUUUUUUCUAAUGAUCGUCAUUAUAUAUUCGGUUGAAUUUAUUUUUCCUGGGGUAUCUUACAAUUUAAUCUUAAUUUCAGAUAAUUUUGUCAUCUUCAGUUUCUUUGCUGGAGUUACAUCAAUUCUUGUUUCACAGCUUCCUGAGGGAUUUUUUCUUUUGGUCCAUUUUUGUUCUGAGAUUUUGAAUUUCGAAUUUCAGGUUUUAAUUUUUAUUCCUACAAAGUCCUGUUUUUAAAGAUAUUUCAUUCACACUGAACAUUCUGCAGUUGCCUUAUGGUUGAGGAAAGAAUUUUCAUCAGCUAUAAUUCUCAUUUUUUUUCCUUCUAGAUAGUACUGUUUGUAGCUAUUUUUCUUCCCUAUUCUGCUCAUUUUGAAAGGUGUUCUUUUCCUUGACUUGCAAAAACAGUUUGCAAGAAGAAGAUGAGAGGCUUCUGAAUCAAGAGUGUUUUCUUCUGUUGGAACAGUGAAAAACAGUAUUUCACAGAGAGGACAUAUUUGUGAGAUGGGAGUGAUUUGCAAUCUCAUUUGAUUCUGUAAUUUUUAUUUUUCUAAGAUCCUUGCUUCCCUCCUCCUUCCAUUUUACCAUCAAGCCUCCAGGAGACAUCUCCCCCUUUCUGACACGGUGCCUUCCUCAAGCAGCCUCCUUCCAUCUCAUGAACUUUGAAGCCUCCCCGUGACGCCCCAGUGGGCAGCACCGGAGAUGCACUGGUGUGAUGUAUCGGUAUUCCCACCACUUGUGGGGGGGUCCAUUUUUCCCCGGACACCACUACCUCUAGGCCCCCACUGCCCUGGCUCUCUAACAUAGUUUCCACCUGACUCAGCCUUCACAGGAAUGCUGGUGCUGGCUCUAGUUUCAGAUGCUUACUUCUCUGUUUGCACAUAAACUGAACUUUUUUCUGUGUCUCACAGUUAUGCUAUAGCUACAGGUUACAGGUGACUUUGUUGGGAAGAUAAUGAAAGAGAUUCAGAUUCGGGCAGCAACUAAGAUUCCUUGGAAAGCCAGAAGCUCAAGUACUUCCCCUUAAAUAUGAACACACAAGCAAGAAUGGUCAGACCUGGGAGGAAAACGUCUAAUGACAAAAAAUUAAACAAAAAGAUAAAUACUGUAUCUACUAAAUGGAACAGGUUUUCAUAUAUUUUAAAAAUUUAGAGAACAAAAAAGAGAGUUCUUAAAAAUUAAAAAUGUGACAGCACAUGUGAAACCCUUGGAGAACUGGAAAUGAGACGUCUUCAAAGCAAAGGACAAAGGCACGCAGUAGUAGCCAACAGUGACAGGCUCACACCUGAGGUGGACUCUUUGGACGACAGUUCAGCUCAGUCGCUCAGUCAGUCAUGUCUGACUCUUCACGACCCUAUGAACUGCAGCACACCAGGCUUCCCUGUCCCUAUCUGGACAAUAGUUCAGAAAGAGCAGAGAAGAUGGAGGGGAGAAAUAAUUUAAGAAAAUGUCCCCAAAUGUAGGGCAUGAGUUUACAGUUUGCAUGCCUCUCACAGUGGCUGAGAAUAGGCACGCUGUCACAGCCCUGGCGACAGGAAAUUAUUCUGUGAGUGUCCACAUAACGAAAAGCAGAGUACGUGUAAAGAGUCAGAAAUAGGAAUGGCUUCAGAUUUCUCAGCAUCCACACUGCAACUUAGAACCGAGAGAAUGCCUUCAAAAUUCUGAAGGAUAAUUAUUUCCGAGCUAGGUUUCUAAACUCAGGCAAAUUACCAAUUAAAUGUGAGAGUUAAAGAAAAUUUACCUCCCAGGUACUCUUUCACAGAAAGUACUGAAGGACAUGCUACACCAGCUUGAGGAAGUGAGCCGAGAGAGGAGAAGACACAGGCCCCAGGAAGCGAAGACCCUACAGAAAGGAGCGCUAGGACCUCCAAACAACGUGGGAGGGGGUCAGUGGAGACAGCUGUGCUCCGGGCAGACAGCACGACCACACUAGGUUCCUGCAGGUUGGAGGCCUUGGGGGUUUGAGACAGAAGACCAAGCAAGACAUUAAGAAAAAAGUAAACUAUAAAAGUCAUCAUGAUUUAUUCUACACCUCAUCUUUGAAUAGCACAAAUAGUCUUUUUUCCUUUUGCUUUGGCUGUGUCACAUAGCAUGUGGGAUCUAGUUCCUAGACCAGGAAUGGAACUCUUACCCCCUGCAGUGGAAGCACAGAGUCUUAAUCAUUGGACCACCAGGGAAGGCUCACCAGGGAUAUCCCAAACAGUCUCUAACUCUUCCUGUGAUCUAAAGUCACGAGACAGUAUGUAAGGGGUCAGGGAGGCAUGGUAGAGGCAGAAGAGGGGUGGAGAGACACCUGUAUGCUUACCUCCCAAGCAGGGAUAUUCAGACAUAAUGAAGAAUCUAGAAUGUGGCAAUGGACCUGCAUCAUUUAGAACUAACUGGGUGCAACUGGAGGAGGAAAUGACAACCCACUCCAGUGUUCUCGCCUGAAAAAUCCCACGGACAGAGGAGCCUGGUGGGCUGCAGUCCAAGUGGUCAUCAGAGUCAUCACCACUGAGUGACUCAGCACAGCAAUUGAGCACAUACCCAAAAAAUCACGUAAGAGUAAAAACCUUUUCUCAGGGGAAGAACACAAGCGGCUAUUUUUCUUACCAAGCCUCACAUGAAACAAGCUGACUUACCUACAAGUGUAUCUGUAACUUUGACUUAAAAAAACUGAAACGCUAUUUUAUAGAAGAGCAUAGAAAUAAAACAAUUUUGGCAGAAAAAGACCUCAUCUCAAUAAAUAUAGACUUCAUCCAGUAACUCCGUAUCUAAUAACCUCUAUAGCACCUAUUCAGAGCUAAGAAAUGAUCCAUUUGAUCAGAAGCUGCCUGCAGCUGUUCAGGCCCUCCCUGUCUUAUGACCUGGUUUAUAUUUAAGUGUUUUCUACUUGUAAAACUCUUCCCAGCUCAUGAGGCCAGGCCCCUUAUACGUAUCAUUGGUCCAAUGGUGUGUCAUUGAGCACUGCCAUGUUCCAGGUGAAGUUUACUUUCUGGUGAUCAUGAAAAAGCAAGAGAGUUCCAGAGAAACAUCUAUUUCUGCUUUAUUGACUAUGCCAAAGCCUUUGACUGUGUGGAUCACAAUAAACUGUGGAAAAUUCUUCAAGAGAUGGGAAUACCAGACCACCUGACUUGCCUCUUGAGAAAUCUGUAUGCAGGUCAGGAAGCAGUUUUAACUGGACAUGGAACAACAAACUGGUUCCAAAUAGGAAAAGGAGUACGUCAAGGCUGUAUAUUGUCACCCUGCUUAUUUAACUUAUAUGCAGAGUACAUCAUGAAAAACGCUGGGCUGGAGGAAGCACAAGCUGGAAUCAAGAUUGCCAGGAGAAAUAUCAAUAACCUCAGAUAUGCAGAUAACACCACACUUAUGGCAGAAAGUGAAGAACUACAGAGCCUCUUGAUGAAAGUGAAAGAGGAGAGUAAAAAGUUGGCUUAAAGCUCAACAUUCAGAAAACUAAGAUCAUGGCAUCUGGUCCCAUCACUUCAUGGCAAAUAGAUGGGGAAACAGUGGAAACAGUGGCAGACUUUAUUUUUGGGGGCUCGAAAAUCACUGCAGAUGGUGACUGCAGUCAUGAAAUUAAAACACACUUACUCCUUGGAAGGAAAGUUAUGACUAACCUAGAUAGCAUAUUAAAAAGCAGAGACAUUACUUUGUCAACAAAGAUCCAUCUAGUCAAGGCUAUGGUUUUUCCAGUGGUCAUGCAUGGAUGUGAGAUUUGGACUAUAAAGAAAGCUGAGCGCAGAAGAAUUGAUGCUUUUGAACUGUGGUGUUGGAGAAGACUCUUGAGAGUCCCUUGGACUGCAAGGAGAUCCAACCAGUCCAUCCUAAAGGAGAUCAGUCCUGGGUGUUCAUUGGAAGGACUGACGUUGAAGCUGAAACUCCAGUACUUUGGCCACCUGAUGUGAAGAGUUGACUCAUUGGAAAAGACCCUGAUGCUGGGAAAGAUUGAGGGCAGGAGGAGAAGGGGACGACAGAGGAUGAGAUGGUUGGAUGGCAUCACCGACUCAAUGAACAUGGGUUUGGGUGGGCUCCGGGAGUUGGUGACGGACAGGGAGGCCUGGCAUGCUGCGGUUCAUGGGGUCACAAAGAGGUCAGACACAACUGAGUGACUGAACUGAACUGAUCAUGAAAAGACUCUGCCUUAAAAUCAACAGCAGAAUCUGGGGACUGCAUUCUUGACAUUAAGAUGCCUAAGAGCCUAUUCCUGAAGCAGUGGAGACUGGGUACUUCUAAAAACCCAGGUACAGUUAUUAAAUAUAUGGCAUAAAUACAUAUAAUUGCCAUCCAAAACCAAGAUAGAGCUCACGUUCUCAGCCCCUCUGCAUCUUGGGAAUACUCUGUUUCACUUGGGUCACGCAAAACUCUUUCUGUAAGACUGGAGCCACUGUGCUUAUUUUCAGAUGAAAAAGGCUCCGAAGGUCACACAAUUCAGUGGUUGCGUCAGAACAAAACAAAUCUGUCAAUUUUGUCUGUGCUCUUUUUGCCACAAUACCAAAAAUAAUCAGUUUUCAUCCCUAACUCACACUGGCCCUCCCCUUUAAUCCAUUCAGCUAUAUUUCAGUAGAAUUUUACAAGUGCCCUAACUGAGUGAAAGUCGCUCAGUUGUGUCUGACUCUGUGUGACCCCAUGGACUUCUUCAGGCCAGAAUACUGGAGUGGGUAGCCCUUCCCUUCUCCAGCAGAUCUUCCUGAUCCAGGAAUUGAACCGGGGUCUCCUGCAUUGCAGGCGGAUUAUUUACCAACUAAGCUAUGAGGGAAGCCCUAAGAUAGGUUGAAAUAUAACAAAAACACCACACCAAAGAAUAUUUUAAAUAAGAGGUAAAUGAAUAUGUAUAUUGACUUCAUGUUGUAAAGAGCUCUUUAGUUCAUGACUACACCGAUUAUACUUUUCUGCAUAUAUACACACAGGAUACCUGUGACGGUUAGAGAUGGCCCUUCGUUUCUGCAGCAGAGGGGCCACACAGACAGGCUCGACAGUGUGAGUAUUAGAGUCAUUAAAAAAAAUCAUAUUAAAAGGGCAAGAAUCUAAAUGUUGAGAAUACAAAUGGAUCCCAUGGACAGUCCAGCUACUUCCAGGAUUGCUAAAAUUAUUGUUAAGAUUGUCACACUCCAUGUUUGCUGUUCUCUUUCCCUUGUUAUCAUUUAUAAAAAGCAGUACCACAUGCUCUGGACUAAGCCAGAGAUGAGUGAGAGAAAAGCACAUUAUCUGAUGGAGGAGCCCAUUAAGAAAGUCAGUGUAUGAUAAAGGAUCAAAAAACAACAAGAGACAGGUGGAAAUAAGCAUAAUUUUUUCAAGAACAUUUAUACAUCUGUUUAAUUAGAUUAGCUUUACAAGCAUUUUGAAAGCUUUUUCAUAAUGAAACACUGCUUUUCAAAUUACAUGAUUUUAUAGUCUAUCUGUAUGUAAAUCCUGAAAUUCUUUGCCUGCUGUUGAUAAAGGUCUGUGUUUUACAGCUGGUUAAUAUGUUGAAUAAAAACAGCAUUAGAAGCUU
Dama dama (fallow deer) is the source of this 7112-nucleotide messenger RNA. It is a transcript of the gene SPRTN, whose product is annotated as SprT-like N-terminal domain. Gene Ontology annotation, cellular component: nucleus. The transcript has 5 exons. The record is from RefSeq and is a predicted model, not a curated record. Gene Ontology annotation, biological process: S-adenosylmethionine biosynthetic process; DNA repair. Bases 336 to 1283 code for a protein of 315 amino acids. Gene Ontology annotation, molecular function: metalloendopeptidase activity; polyubiquitin modification-dependent protein binding; single-stranded DNA binding. Lineage: Eukaryota; Metazoa; Chordata; Mammalia; Artiodactyla; Cervidae.